Molecule: messenger RNA, 1772 nt
Organism: Spinacia oleracea (spinach)
Lineage: Eukaryota; Viridiplantae; Streptophyta; Magnoliopsida; Caryophyllales; Amaranthaceae
Product: polypyrimidine tract-binding protein homolog 3
Exons: 15
Coding region: 228-1565 (445 amino acids)
Biological process (GO): mRNA processing
Cellular component (GO): nucleus
Molecular function (GO): RNA binding
Source: RefSeq, a predicted model, not a curated record
GAGGAAAAUACCAAAAAAAUUAACAAAAAGAAAAAUUAAAAAAAAUAAAUCAUUUCACUUUUUUUUUUUUAACAAACUCUCGAUUCGUAUCGUAGGGCUUCCAUCCCUUUCUUGUUCUUCUGCUUCUUCACCCUCGCAUCCUCCUUUCUUUUAACAUCUCUUUCAAUCUUCUCCAUUUUUCUCUCUCCUAUUAAGCUUCACUGUUUAUAAACAGUUUCUUGAUUAAAAUGUCUGAAACUUCCAAGGUUAUUCAUGUCCGCAAUGUGGGCCAUGAAAUCACUGAGAAUGAUUUGCUUCAAUUGGUUCAACCAUUUGGGUCUGUCACCAAGCUUGUGAUGCUACGUACCAAGAACCAGGCACUUUUGCAAAUGCAGGAUAUGGCAUCAGCAAUUAAUUUAGUGGAUUACUACGCAAAUGUUCAGCCCAAUGUGCGGGGUCGAAAUGUUUACAUGCAAUUUUCUUCCCAUCAAGAACUGACAACAGAUCAGACUCAAGGACGCAAAAGUGACACGGAUGGACAGCCAAAUCGUAUUCUUUUGGUCAGUAUACAUCAAGUCAUUUAUCCUAUGACUGUUGAUGUUCUCAAUCAAGUGUUUUCUCCAUAUGGGUUUGUGGAAAAAGUUGUUACAUUUCAAAAGUCAGCUGGCUAUCAAGCUCUCAUCCAGUUUCAAACACGUCAGAGUGCUGCUUCUGCAAUGAGUGCCCUCCAUGGGCGGAAUGUGUACGAUGGUUGCUGUCAGUUAGAUGUACAAUACUCAAACCUUACAGAGCUACAAGUGAAUUUUAAUAAUGAUCGAUCGAGAGAUUUCACAAACCCAAAUCUUCCUUCAGAACAGAGAGGCAGAAGUUCACAAUCUGGUUAUGGUGAUGCCGGGGGAAUGUAUCCGUUUCAAGCUACCGGGAGUGGCGCAGUUGCAUAUGGCCAGUUGGGAAAUAAUGCAGCAAUGACUGCUUUUCCUGGUGGCCUCCCUCCAGGUGUUAGUGGCACCAAUGAGAGAUGUACUGUCAUAGUAUCUAAUUUAAAUCCCGAUAAAAUAGAUGAAGACAAGUUGUUCAACUUAUUUUCGCUGUAUGGCAACAUUGUAAGGAUUAAGCUUCUCCGAGGCAAACCUGAUCAUGCCCUCGUCGAAAUGUCUGAUGGUUUUCAAGCUGAAUUGGCUGUUAACUUCUUAAAGGGAGCACUACUGUUUGGGAAACGGAUAGAAGUGAACUACUCCAAGUAUUCGAACAUUACACCAUCUACAGACACCCGAGAUUACCAGAAUUCAAACCUGAAUCGUUUUAACCAUAAUGCAGCAAAACACUACAAAUAUUGUUGCUCUCCAACAAAAAUGAUUCACCUAUCAAGUGUCCCCGAAGAUGUAAGUCAAGAGGAGAUUGUAGACUUGAUGGAGGAACACGGCAAGGUCGUCAGCACUAAGAUUUUCGAGGCAAAUGGAAAGAAACAAGUUUUAGUUUUAUUCGAGUCUGAAGAAGAGGCGACUGAAGCCCUUGUUUGCAAGCAUGCUACUUCAGUUUGUGGAUCAAUCAUCCGCAUCUCUUUCUCCCAAUCGCAAAACACUUGAAAGAUAUUGGUGGCUGCUUGCUUAGGUUUGAAUUUUACUCUUCAAAGGUUUUGCUUGUUAACUUACAAUUAUCAAGUUUUCUGUUUUGUAAAAACUUCCCAAUUCUUUUCCUCUCUUUGCCUUCCCAUUAGUCUCUAUAGCUUGUAGCAUUGAGUAACUUUUACAUACAUAUUCAUUUUAUAAGGCUUAUUGUUUGGAUUAGUGGUA